Molecule: messenger RNA, 753 nt
Organism: Megalobrama amblycephala (Wuchang bream)
Lineage: Eukaryota; Metazoa; Chordata; Actinopteri; Cypriniformes; Xenocyprididae
Product: ladderlectin-like
Exons: 6
Coding region: 106-567 (153 amino acids)
Source: RefSeq, a predicted model, not a curated record
UGACAUUAAGUAAAGUAUAAAAGAAGGGCUCUUUCUGGAACUUCACAAUAUCUUCCUCUGAGAUUCUAAAGGCAACAACCAAACCAGGUUCAUUUCAGGUUCACCAUGGCAAUGCUGAGAAGUCUAAUGCUUCUUUUCCUUAUCGUCUCCAUGGGGAAUGCAGAAGUUGAUUUAAUCAUUAAAUGCCCAGCUGGAUGGACAAAUUUUGGACUCCGAUGCUUCAAAUUCUUCUCUCAGACGGUUAACUGGGUCACAGCAGAGAGAAACUGCCAAAGUCUUGAUGCGCAUCUCGCAUCUGUGCAUAAUAAACUGGAAAAUGAAUUUCUGCUGAGUCUGUUGCCAUCUUCUACCGCACAUAUUUGGGUUGGUGCUCAUGAUGGUGAAGUAGAAGGACAGUGGGUGUGGAGUGAUGGAACUGUGUUUGACUAUACCAACUGGUGCUCUACAGAACCUAACAGUGCCGGUGUUGAGAACUGUCUGGAGAUCAACUGGACCUCUAACCGUUGCUGGAACGAUCUACCCUGUUCAUACCCAGGCAUAAGCUACGUUUGUGUUAUAGACCUGUGAGAUCAUAUGCAGUUAUGCUGCUCCACAGUUACGUUGAUUGUAAACUUUCUGAUCUUACCUUUACCAUAAAAAUGUUAUUCUGAAAUGAAACUUCAUUUUAAUCUAAGCUUUAAUCUCUUUUCAAUACCUUCUCUGAAACACUCCUCUAAUAAAUAAAAGCAUUGAUACAGCAAAUCAUGUGUGUUG